AUGCCUCCGCCCGAUGUCCAAAAAUGUCGUACAUGUCUCCGUGAGAAUGACAGCCAGUUAUAUCUUCCACUCGACCACUAUAUUGAAGAAGAGAACUCCAAGAUUUUAGACAUGUUAGAUACAAUAUUGCCACAAUUGAAAAUUAAAAACGAAAUUCUUCAGCAAUGUCAACAAAUCUGUCAGGAUUGUUAUGAUAUGCUACUUUACUGUCAUCGUUUCCACCAGUUGUGUAUCGAAUCACAUCGAAAAUUACUGGCAUCGCUUAAACCGGAGGAUAGAGUGCUCAUAGAAUCCAUUAUAGAUGGAAAAAAUGUCAUAAUAAAACAGGAUUUGGAUGACGAAGAAGAAGAGGAGGAGAAGCAGGAGGAGGAUGUGUAUAAUAACCAAGAUUCUGUAAUGCCCAUGGAAGAGUUAAAUAUAAAAUUCGAUAUUAAUUGGCUGGACAGUAAUGAAGGAAAUUUUACUACAACUCAGAAGCAAGAUGAGCUGCUGCCUAUGGCCAGUAUUCAAAGAACAUCCAGCAAACGUGUUCAUAUCUGCCCGAUAUGCUUGCGUACAUUUAGUAGUGCACCUAGUUUAAAACGACAUAACAAGUUACAUGAUCCGACGGCACCAUUUUCCUGUCGUUUGUGUACAUACAGGUUUGAUUCAGAGAGGGCACAACGCCGCCACAUGUUAUUGUUUCAUACGGCCAACAAAGGUCAUUUUCAAUGUCCCGAUUGCCUACAAAUUUUUUGGGAAAAAUCAUCGCUUGUCCUGCACUCGAAGAAACAUUCAGCAAUACCACAGGCCAGCGCCACCUCCACCACCAACAUGGCGACUGUAACGGAAGGCGAAUUGAUUAUCAAAAACGAAAUUGAAAAUGAAGAGUUCGAAAGUGAAGAAGGACCUCAAGGGACGAAGGAAAUAAAAACCAAUGAAGAAAUUAAAAGCGUAGACCCCCAAGGGACCACAUAUAAUAGAAACAAAUUACUCAUUAAAAGAGGAAGGCGUAAUAAUGCCAGCGGAACAUUUCCCUGUCCGUCAUGCAAAAAACGAUUUUUCAGUAAAUUUAAUUUAAAAAGACAUUUCUUGUUGUUUCACGAUCCGAAUCAUGCAUUUGCCUGUAACAUUUGUAAAUAUCGUUUUGAGACCGUCGAACGAUAUCGUCAUCAUAUUUUUACUCAGCAUAACACACAGGACACCAAGGUGGAAGAAGUCGAAAAACCCAAGGCCAUGGAAAUGAUAAACAAUAAAGGAGAAUCAGAUUCGCAAGAUGAGGAUGAUGAUGAUGACGAUGGAAAGGAUGCCACCAAUGAUGAAGAUUUUGUUAUUACUGGCCCAGGAAAAAUUGAGAAACCCCGACCAUCCUACAUAAGACGUCAGUACCCAUGUGAAAUUUGCGGACGAAAUCUCGGAAGUUUGUUUCGUUUAGAACGUCACAAGCCGCUGCAUUCCCCCGAUAGACCCUUUGAAUGUACCCAAUGUAAAAAUCGUUAUUUAUUUGCUCAUCAACUGAAAAGUCACAUGCUAAAACAUGACAGUCAAAAAGCAAACAAUGGUUUUCAAUGUCCCAAUUGUACCAGACGUUUUGAGACCAGAUCGUCCCUAGGCGUACAUCACUGGCAAGUACAUGUGCGAAAAGUUCCUGAAUCGAGCAGCAAAAAGUAUGUGGCCUAUUAUCCCUGCGAAACAUGUAAUCGUCACUUUCUGACCUCAGCAGCGCUAUCCCGGCACAUUACCAAAGACCACCCCGAUAGGGAACGGUAUAAAUGUGAUCAAUGUGAAAAGACGUUUAUUUUGAAGGCUCAACUGCAGGAACAUUUGAAUCGACAUCGUGGCAUCAAGAAUUUCGUGUGUCUCAUAUGCCAACAGAUGACCUCUAAUAAAACCGAACUUCGGGAGCAUAUGAUGAGUGUACACAGUGUUGCGGAACAGUUCACGUGCAGUAAAUGUGGUAAAAAUUUGAGCUCGCUGAGCAGUUUGCAACAACACAUGGAGCGACAUAAGGGUGAAAAGAAAUAUGCCUGCAAACAGUGCCCGGGUCGUUUUAAGUGUCGUGUAGAUCUGCACAAACAUGUCCAGACACAUACGAAUAGCAAAGAUCAUGUUUGUGAUAUUUGUGGUUUACGCUAUACGCGGGCGUCCACGCUGAAGGCACACAAAGCCAAACAUGAAGGCAUCAAGCCACAUGCAUGUGAUCAGUGUGAUCGAUGUUUUGUCAACGCCGAUCAGUUGCGUAGACACUAUCGAACCCACACCGGCGAGAAACCCUACAAGUGUCAAUACUGUGACCGGGCCUAUGCCCAGUCGGGAGAUCUUAACAAACAUUUGAGAACGCAUAUCGGUGAGAAGACAUACAGGUGCAGCGAAUGUCCCAUGGCAUAUAAAUAUCAUGCUGAAUUACAGCAACAUUUAUGGGAUGAGCAUUAUAAGAAAUUAAGACAGCAGGAGGUGGAGGAGGGAGGAGGAGAAAUUCAGCUGGAGCCACGAGUAGAUAUAGAAAUUAAUGUAGAUACUUGUGAGGAAAAUCUACAACAACAAAUGUCGAAUAUUAUUAAGUUAUUAUAA
This is a messenger RNA of Musca vetustissima, 2550 nucleotides long. Its product is annotated as zinc finger protein 420-like. Lineage: Eukaryota; Metazoa; Arthropoda; Insecta; Diptera; Muscidae. The transcript has 5 exons. Gene Ontology annotation, cellular component: nucleus. Gene Ontology annotation, molecular function: zinc ion binding. The coding region runs from base 1 to 2550 and encodes 849 amino acids. The record is from RefSeq and is a predicted model, not a curated record.